UAUAAUCGUCAGGAGGGGAACCGGGGGGCAGAGUUACAAGGGGGAAAGUGACACGGCGUGUGGUUCCUUCCAGGCAAGCCGCAGCGGGGCCCCGUGGACAGCUGGGACAGGGUGGGGCCGCCCCAGCACCCAGCAGCCCUGCAGCUCCGGUUCCACCCGACGGAUUUUCCAGCCAGCGACAGAGACAAGCCUGGAGCGGAGGCCAGGAGCGGAUCGCAGGGGACUCCGCCGCGACGUCGGGCCAGCGUCCUGCGUCCCGGAACGUGCCGUGCCAGGCCUGUGGCUCGAGAUGCUGCCGCUGCUGCUGCUGCUGCUGCCCGCCUGCUGCCCGUGGCCGGCCGCCCAGGGGCCCACGGCACCCAUCAGGAACCUCAGGGUGGAGCCCAGCACGGGCAGGCUGACCUGGGACCUGAUCGGGACCCCAUCCGGCAUCGAAUGCUUCAAAACCAGCUACUCCACGCAGCACCCGGUGCUGUGGGGUGCGUGCUGCCGGGGGACUCAGUUGACCUCCAGCUCUGUACGACACCAUCUCCACAGACUGUCCCGGCCCGAGGCCCUGGAGGGCGUGACGCGGACAGACGAGGCGGAGGACAACGAAUUCUGUGAGUACAGCGCCAUGUCCUUGUGCACUGUGACCAACUACACAGUCACCGUGAGGCAGCCGCCCUUCUCAGCGUGGAUCCUCUUUCCCGAGCCAGAUGGCAGGAUGGAGGCGGCGGCCAGGAACCUGAGCUGCAAGGUCCACGACACGGGCCCGGUGCUCUGCAGCUGGGCCGUGGGCCCCGGGGCCCCGCAGGACGCACAGUACCAGCUGUCGUGGAAGGACCUCAAGCUAGGGCAGGAGACGGGCGUGUGCCCGCAUUACACCAGGGACGCCCAGGGCAGGAACGUCGGGUGUCGUUUCGACGCCGUGUCCGCCCUUCCGGAGCACAUGAUGAUCACCGUGAGCGGCACCCACGCGGCCCGCGUGCCCUGUGCAGACCUAACCGUGGAUCUGAAAUCCAUCC
Chinchilla lanigera (long-tailed chinchilla) is the source of this 1007-nucleotide messenger RNA. It is a transcript of the gene Il3ra, whose product is annotated as interleukin 3 receptor, alpha (low affinity). Gene Ontology annotation, molecular function: cytokine receptor activity; protein binding. Gene Ontology annotation, cellular component: membrane. The record is from RefSeq and is a predicted model, not a curated record. NCBI's taxonomy places the organism in Eukaryota, Metazoa, Chordata, Mammalia, Rodentia, Chinchillidae.